This is a messenger RNA of Cucurbita pepo subsp. pepo (vegetable marrow), 687 nucleotides long. Lineage: Eukaryota; Viridiplantae; Streptophyta; Magnoliopsida; Cucurbitales; Cucurbitaceae. The record is from RefSeq and is a predicted model, not a curated record.
CGUUUCCUUUAGCUCUCACGGUUUUCUCCUCUCCUCUUGAACCCUAGAUUCGAUCUCCCUCGCCAGCCACCAUCCAGCGCUUUUGGAGAAACACAACACUACUUUUAUUCGCCUUUCUUGGUCACCAUGGCCGAAGAAGUUGUUGUAGCUACCGGAGUGGCGAGCCCCGAGCCCUUGGAUCACAAGCGGAAGCUUGCAGAUUUGGACAGUGAACCCAUUGAUGAAGCCCCCACGGAGAAUAAUGGCGAGGAGUCUACUGCUCCUGACAGCUCCGACGUUGCCACUGAUGACGAAUCCGAGGCCAAGCGUCUUCGGCUCGACGGGGAGUCCGAGGAAAAUGUUAGUGAGAACGGGUAUCAAGAAAAGAAGCCAGAAGAGCUGGCUAAGGAAGAUGGUAAUCAAUCAUCUCAAGAGGAACAACCUGCUUCAUUGGAGGAGGUACCUGAAAAAGAGGAAGCUGAGCAACUCACCUCAGAGCCUCAUGAAGCAGGUGAUGCUCAGGAUUCUGCUGCUGAAAUCUCUCAGGAGGACAAAACUCAAGAACUCUCCAAGGAAGAAAGUCAACCUCCAGAAGUGGAGGCUGCACUGCCACUGCAGGAGAAUGCUUCGAAUGCUGAGCAAGAUCAACCUUCAUCUGGGGCCGAAACAACAACAUACAGAAUGGAAGUUCCUAACAGUAAGGUGUGA